AUGAAAAUUGACCGAGAUAUUGGAGAAUUACCAAGUCCAAAGAAUACGAUAUUUAAAACAUUAGUUUCUCCAACAAUAAUAAAUACUAAUGGAAAAGAAGCUUAUGUUUUUUUUAUUGCAUCUGAUGAUGUUUUACCAGGGUUAAUGGUCAUGGAAAAUAGUUUAAGACGAGUGAAUGCCACACGAAAACGUAUUGCAUUCGUUGUUAGCAAUGUGAAAACCGAAGCAAUUCUUCCAUUUAUUGAAGCAAUGAAUAUAGAAAUUGUUAAAAUUACUCCAAAACCAAGUGGCUUUUACAAAAAUUAUCAACCGGAGUAUGAAAGAUGGAAAGUAAUAGCAAAUCGUUUUGAAAUGUUACAUGUAUUUGAGGGUUAUAAUAGAAUUAUAGCAUUAGAUACGGAUAUGAUUGUUCAAAAAUCUGUUGAAGAAUUAUUUGAUGAACAUAUAUGGCCACAAGAGUUUUUAGCCGCUACGGACAAUAUUGGUUGUCUUCAAACAACACCAGGGAUAAUAAAUGGUGGUUUGAUGGUAUUCACACGGCCAACAAAAGAAAUGUACCACGAAUUAAUGUCUAUAUUAGACGAACGCGUUUACGUUUUGGGUGGAGAUCAAUGGUUGUUUCAAUUACUUUUUUCUCGCCGUGCUAUUGCUAAAAAAAAAAAAUAUUUGAAAACCGAAAAUAUCAUAUAUCCCGUUAAAGAUCACGUCUAUUGGUCAUCAACAUUACCUUCGAAUGUUAUUGCUUUUACGCAUCGAUGUAUAUGUAAUACUACAAUUUACAAAAUGGAUGAACCAACUGGUGAUUUUGAAAAAAUUGAUAAAUUACAUAUUCUUCAUUUUAUAAGUUUUAUUCAAGAUCAGUACAGAUUAAUUAAUGGAGAAAAACUUGGUAAUCAUAAAUGUCUGUAUUACGCUUAUGAUCUAUGGUUGAAUAAUUUUAAAGAAAUGAGAAUAUUAUUGGAACAAAAAUUUCAGCGACCAUUAAAUUUUUCUCAUGGACAACCAAUGUGA
This is a messenger RNA of Didymodactylos carnosus, 1011 nucleotides long. The record is from the annotation of a GenBank genome assembly. Lineage: Eukaryota; Metazoa; Rotifera; Eurotatoria; Philodinida; Philodinidae.